This is a messenger RNA of Hemibagrus wyckioides, 1891 nucleotides long. It is a transcript of the gene stx4, whose product is annotated as syntaxin 4. Gene Ontology annotation, cellular component: plasma membrane; endomembrane system; SNARE complex. Gene Ontology annotation, molecular function: SNAP receptor activity; SNARE binding. The coding region runs from base 141 to 1034 and encodes 297 amino acids. NCBI's taxonomy places the organism in Eukaryota, Metazoa, Chordata, Actinopteri, Siluriformes, Bagridae. Gene Ontology annotation, biological process: exocytosis; vesicle fusion; intracellular protein transport. The transcript is spliced from 11 exons. The record is from RefSeq and is a predicted model, not a curated record.
UUCGACUCUCGCAGAAGAAGCAAAGAAACUCGGAACCACUUUGAAUGGAAACUCCCUUUUUCUCCUCUCACUGUCACACAGUUUUGUAACGUGGAUGAAGUAACUCGCACUACAGAAAGCGUUUAUAAACGAAGCAAAAAAUGCGCGACCGAACCAAAGAACUGGGAAAUCCUGCAGAUGGCUCGGAUGAACAUGACGAAGGCACAGCGCUCAUGAUCAAACCAGGCUCAGCGAACUCAGUGAAGGAGGACAGAGAAAAUGAAGCUUUCUUUCGGAAGGUCCAUGAGAUUCGAGAGGGGCUUGAAACUCUUAAGAAGAAAGUAUCUGAACUGGAGAACAAACAAAAAACUGUUUUGGGUGUAGCACUUCCAGAGGACAGUAUGAAAAAGGAACUUCAGACUAUAAGAGAUGAAAUCAAAGUAUUAGCUACCCAAAUCCAGAAAAAACUGAAGAAUAUUGAACCCAAGAAAACUGACGACGAUGGGAAAUAUGUUCCAAUAAACUUAAGAAUGCAAAGAACACAGCAUGCUGUCCUGUCACGAGACUUUAUUGAGUCGAUGAGUUACUGUAACACAAUUCAGGCCCAGUACAGAGAUAGAAAUGUAGAGAGGAUACAAAGGCAACUCAAAAUCACUGGCAAUAAUGUGACUGAUGAUCAGCUGGAGUUGAUGCUUGAGAGCGGACAGACGGAUGUGUUCACACAAAAUAUCUUGACAGAUGCACAAGCCACAAAGCAGGCACUAAAUGAGAUUGAGUCUCGGCAUGAUGAGAUUCUCAAACUGGAGAAAAGCAUCAGAGACCUUCACGACAUGUUUCAGUAUCUUGCCAUGGAAGUGGAGGCACAGGGGGAAAUGGUUAAUAGUAUAGAGAACAACAUAAAUAAUUCUUCUAACUAUGUUGAGAAGGCUGUUCAAGACACAGCGGCAGCUGUUGUCUCUCAAAAUAAGGCCAGAAAGAAAAAAAUCUGGAUUGCAGUGUGCAUUGCAAUUUUAGUUUUGAUACUAGUCAUUACCCUGGGUUUUACCUUCAGCUGAGAAAAGUCCAUUACUAUUAAAAGCAGUGUCCUCCUUCUGCUGGUCUCCUUUGCUUUGCAUUUCAAGCAAAUUGUUUUCAGUAAUGACUUCAUUUAACCACAGUCUCUUCAGCUCUUUCAAGUUAAUGAUUAAUGGCCUUUUGACCCAGAGAUAAACAUUGAUUUCGAAGCUGUGCUGCAAUAUCCUAAAUAAGGAUCACAACUACAAAACAAAUUUUGUCAUUUUGAAACAACACUGACCUAGAAAUAACUGUUCUCAGGAAAGCCAAAACGAUAACAGAUUUUUAAUAUAUAAGCAUACAGAAGAAUCUGAAUCUCUGUAAGAUAUUUGAGCUUUGUUUUUAUCUUUCUGUUAAAUAUUUUAUUGUGUUCAUUUAUGAUUCUGUGUAAAGCGAAGACAUUUUUCAAGCUCAUCUGUACAUACACAAACUAAACCGUUUUUGCUUUUAUUUUUACAGUAUCUGCUUCUGAUAUUAUAAUUACCAUCAUUUCGUGUUAUAAAAUGUUUCUUUUAGCUAAUCACAACUUUAGAUGUAGUUCUGUGGUGUGAGCUGUACCCUACACCCUAAUUGUUCAUGAAUUAAUCAAGUAACACACUAAAAAUGUGCUGCGAGUUAUUUAUUUGGACAUUUGGACAUUGUCUCAAAUAGAUGUAGAUCUGCUUUCGAAGCAUCCGAUAUGUACAGUCAAAAGUAACUUUUUAGUGCCUUACCUAUUUAACUUCUAUCUGUAUGAAUUUAUUGGCAGGUAAUAUCAGACAGAAUUACUGCAAUAUUUUGGUGCAUGAUGUGCUGUCAUUUUGUACUGAGCUUCCUGUAAUUUUAAUACAGAACUGUUGUUUUGAAAUAAAAUGUAUCG